GACGAUGUGUAAACACCGGUUGGCGUCUCCAUUCUUCCAUCGGGUUGAUUCAAGGCUGGUCUCUUUUACUACGGUUGACAGACGCGUAUUAUCAUCAAGCUUGGGCUUUGGCAUGCAGGCGUGGUAAAGAUGAGAAAGCCGGGUAAGAGAAGCAGGGAGAGGCAUGCAUGUUUCUGUUCGAAUCACAAGGAUGAGAAGGACAAGUAUUUCUUCAAGGUUCUGGUCGGUGAUUUUCGUGAACGAUUGGCCAUACCUGAUAAAUUCGUGCAACGUAUCAGAGGGCUAAUAGCAAACAGUGUCAAGCUAGAAUCACGCUGUGGACACACUUUUGAUGUUGAAGUGGCUAACAGUUUGGGCAAACUACUACUCCAAACGGGAUGGAAGGAGUUUGUUACUGCCCAUGACUUGAGCAUGGGGGACUUCUUGGUUUUCAAGUACGACGGGACUUCUAGAUUGAAGGUUUUCAUAUUUGAUCUUAGUUGUUGCGAGAAAGUGCCGCAAUGCCGUGUCAAGAGAAAUCAUAUCUGUGGCAGAGAAACAAGGGAAAUGCAAACUGAAAUUUCAAGCAGUUGUGGAGAUCUUCCCAUGAAUGUCACCGCUAGUUCAUCGACCUCCCUAUCUGACUCAUCAGGAGAUUCUAUAUGUCCAGAAGACCAGAAAUCACAAUGUGUUCCAGGUUACAUCCUCCAACGGGGAACCUGUCUCACCUGUGUGCAGAUGAAGAAACUGAAAGAGAGAGUUCGAGCUAGUACUUCUACAAUCCCCAUCUACGGAUGCAUCAUAAAGAAGGGCAAUGUUCAAGGACGUUCUCAGACUAUGGUGAGCUUGGAAAUUUUGUUCUUGGAUUGAUAUUCUAUUGCAUUAUGCUUCAGUUUGAAAGUAUGUAGUUGAGAACAGGAAUUUCCAUGCUUUUUGAGGGAGCGAGCUACAACUUCAGAAACAGGGAUAGGGGAACUGAAGUACCAAUGGGAAUAGAACUGGACUUUUUACCAAUCACCAUCACCAUCUUUUUUCUACUAAGCCAUAGCCCAGCAAAUUCCUUA
Molecule: messenger RNA, 1043 nt
Organism: Sorghum bicolor (sorghum)
Lineage: Eukaryota; Viridiplantae; Streptophyta; Magnoliopsida; Poales; Poaceae
Product: putative B3 domain-containing protein Os03g0621600
Exons: 4
Coding region: 130-849 (239 amino acids)
Molecular function (GO): DNA binding
Source: RefSeq, a predicted model, not a curated record